UCCCGUCUGCACUGCGCGCCGCCCGGCUAAAGUGUUUGUACCCGCGCCUCAACAACAGCCUCGCAGCGUCCUUUCGUCGUCGCGGUCCUGGGCUUUCCGGAGUCCCGUUCAUGGUUCAUGUCGUGCGCGUCCCUCCAGGGUCCCUCCAGGAUCACGGCGGCAAUGCGCGCGCGCCACUAGUGGGCCACACGGCCGGCAAGUAGGAAGGCAGGCAGCCGGCGCGCCGCGUUUCGUUUGAAUGCUGCCGACGCGGUCCGGAAAAAGAGAGCCCAGCGUGAAUCGCGAAUGUGCCGUCGGUGACACGAGGACCGGCACGGCCUAGCACGGCCCUGCAGAGCGGCCACAGUGGACGACAGCGCCGCGCGCCCCUCCGAGCCUCCGACCUUGAUGUGCCGCGAGUGAAUCCUUGUCCGAGUGAAGUGUCAGUGAAAGUGCAACUGCCGCGGUGCAGCGGCGUCGCGCGUCCUGGUCGAGCACAAGCAGCCCUCCGCCAUGGAUGAGGAGGACAGCAACCCGAUGGGGACCAAGUCCCCCAUCAAGCGGCUCGGCUCGACGCGCAAGCAGGUGUUCUUCAACAAUGUCCGCGUGCAGCUGGGCGAGCAGCUGCGCUGCCUGGACGGCCGCCUGGAGACUCAGGUGGCGCUCGUGCAGGAGCUGCAGGACUACUUCCGGCGGCGCGCCGAGGUGGAGCUGGAGUACUCGCGCGGCCUGGACAAGCUGGCCCGGUCGCUGACCAUGCGCCACAAGGAGCAGAAGCUGAAGCGCGAGCAGUGGCCGCUCUUCUCGUCAUACUCGUGCUGGCAGCAGCUCGUCACGAGCACCCGCACGCUGAGCCGCGACCACGCCAGCCUGGCCGACGUGUACACGACGCAGCUGGUGCCGCGGCUGGCGCGCGUGGCCGAGGACGUGCAGCGCAUCUACCGGCGCUGCCGCGAGGUGGGGCAGGAGCUGCACGACGAGAUUCUGCGUGUGCUGCACGAGCUGCACACCACCAUGAAGACGUACCACUGCUACCAGGGCGAGAUGCGCGCCGCCGAGGGCAAGCUGCGCCUGGCCGAGGCCCAGCGCGUCAAGCUGGAGCAGAGCAUCUCGGCCGAGAAGCUGCCCCGCUCCAAGAAGUACCGCCUCAUCGAGAAGGAGGUGCAGAAGCGGAAAAACAAAUUCAAUGACGCCAGUCUUAAGGCUCUGAAAGCCAGGAAUGAAUAUGUGUUAUGCCUUGAAGCAGCCAACACAACAAUUCAUAAAUAUUUUGUUGAUGACUUGUCUGAUCUUAUAGAUUGUAUGGACUUUGGCUUUCACCAAUGUGUGACCAGAGCAUUACUCUUACACAUGUCCCUCGAGGAAGGAAGAAUUAGAUCAUCACAGCUGCAGUCUGAUCAGCUUAAUUCAUGUAUCAAUUCUCUAGAUUCUCGAUUAGAUAAGCAAAGAUUUUUGGAAAGUAAUCAUACAGCUUUUGUUAUACCCAAGAAAUUUGAGUUCCAAGGCUUACGAAGUGAUGAGUUGGUUACUGUUGACAAUGACUUACUACCAGCCUUAAAAGAUGAGUUAAAAGCAAGACUGUAUCAACUUACCAAUCGUAUAAUGAGCCUUAGAGCAGAGUCGGAAGAAGUAUGGAAGACCUUAGAAACUGCAGAAACUACUUUAUUAGCAAUGAUCACAGCCAAAGAUUAUGACUGUUCAGCACUCUUCACUGGAAGUGCAGACAUCACUCCUACACCGCCAACCCGUCCGCCUGAAACGGUAGCAAUAAAAAUGCGUGCUGAUCGUCAUGAGACUGAAGAGUUUUAUCUGUCUAAAUUUAGAGAAUACCUUUUGGGCACCAGCCGAAUAGCAAGACUGGAUUCUAAGCAUGAACACAUUCGUCAGACACUCGUUAGUAGUGGAGAAACCAAUGAGAAUAUGCCAUCAGUCAACCUCAACAUGAGUCUUACAACAAAUCAAAAUGGACAACCAAACAGCACAAAGCCAAUUCGUAGAAAGCGCAUUGGCCGGCUGCAGAUGAAUGGGCAGCCUAAAUUGUUUGGCGGAUCCCUUGAAGAAUACUUAGAGAUGUCAAACCAAGACAUACCCCUUAUUGUGAAAAGCUGCAUUAGAGUCAUCAAUUUAUAUGGUCUUCACCAUCAAGGCAUUUUCAGAGUGUCUGGAUCACAAGUUGAAAUAAACAAUUUCCGGGAAGCAUUUGAGAGGGGGGAAGAUCCACUAGCAGACACAACUGAUGCUAGUGAUAUAAACUCUGUUGCUGGUGUCCUCAAACUGUACCUCAGAGAACUGAGAGAACCUCUUUUCCCCAUUGUGUACUUUGAACUUUUUAUGGAACUUGCACAACUAGAUUCUAAAGAGUUCAUCAUCAAAAUGAAGGAUCUGGUAACAAGUCUGCCAAGGCCCUUUGUCGUCAUUCUUAGAUACCUCUUUUCCUUUUUGAAUCAUCUCUCAGAAUUUUCAGAUGAGAAUAUGAUGGACCCCUACAAUUUAGCAAUUUGUUUUGGACCAACUUUGGUUCCUGUACCAGAAGACAAGGAUCAAGUGCAGUAUCAGAACCAAGUUAAUGAACUGAUAAAGAACAUCAUCCUGUACUAUGAAGAUAUAUUCCCUCCCACUAGUUCAAUACCUGGUCCAAUGUAUGAAAAGUUCAUCACAAGAGAACCUGACGAUAAUGAUGUUGGUGAUUCCCCAUCAGACCAUGCACAAGAAGAUGUUGAUUCAGAGGUGUAUCCAUCAGAAGAUGAAUGUGAAUCUCUUGAAGCAACAGCACAGUUUGACUUCCUAGCAAGAUCAGAGAGGGAGCUAAGUUUUAAGAAAGGAGAUCACUUGCAGCUCUUUACUCAAGUCUCAAAUGAUUGGUGGCGAGGAAGAGGAGCUCGGGGUGUGGAAGGCCUUAUACCCGACAAGUACAUACUUCUGAAGAUAAAGGAUGAAGAACGAGAUAAAUUAGAAUUACUCAAGUCAAGCUCCUCAGAUGAAUCUAUGAGAAGAAGAGCAUCAAGCUCGAAUGACUCUGUACUUUCAGGAGCCUCUGGCUCUACACAAAACGACUCUCCACUGCUGGGUUCAGGCAGCAGUGCUACAUGGCCUGCACUGGGGGUACUUGGUGGACUUGGAGGUCGCUCUCCCACUUCCCUGGUCGUUUGUGACCCUCCACCACCACCUCUCCUAUCUCCAACAGCAGAGCCUGUCGACUCAACCAUGCACAAGUCGGCCAGCUGCACCAGCCUGGACUCGGGAAAGGAGUCGGCGUGCGACGACCAGCUGUCGCGUCCCGACCACCUCCACCACCUCUCGGACCACGGGCACGGGGCGGAGAAGGACAAGCUGACGCUGUGCUUGAAGGAGAGCGCGCUCUCGCCGCACUCGCCUGACAGCGGUGCCAGUGGUUCCAGCGAGUCGCCCCCGACCGAGGCCGCCGCCGUGAGCGUGAUCCUCGCUCUGUCGCACUCGCAGGCCCAACCCCAACCCCAACCUCAACCGGAGCCUCGAACCGACCCCGAACCUGAACCCGCACAACCCGAACCUCAGCUCGAGGCUCAGCCGCCAUCACAGCCCCCACCCCAAGUCCAGCCCCAACCUCAACCUGAGGCCCUUUUCCAGGCCAGCCUGCGGCCUGCCUCGCAUACUGAAUCCUCCUUGCCCUUAUCAGGACUGAAACGCUCUCACCAUUCCAUAGACGAGGCUCUGUCUUCGGCACAGUGUGUAGCCACUGCAGUUCUGUCUGGCAACGAUAUCGCAGACAAGAAUAAGAAUGCUCCUGUUGUCAGAAAUCAAGUAGCUGCCCUCGAGGUCGAACAGUAUUCUAGGAGUAGUUCACUUGAGGGUGUUUGUGAUUUACGUCAAAAACAGACACCAGACUUGGUGCUUGACCUGCCACUUCGACUCAACUCUAGUUCAAACGGUCACAGUGCGUCUGUUGCUGAAGAGAAAGAUCUUGAUUCACACGCGAUUCCAAGUCCUACAGGUCCAGAGAGUCCUGAUAUGACUACAGCUGCAGAACGUUUUGCAAAGCAAAAUCAGUGUACCUUGAAGAAGAACACAAAAGCUUCUCAAAGUUUAGGCUCUCCACUGGAGAGUAAGUCUAGCUCUACAUCUCACAGUUCCCCACGACAUUCAAAGUCUGUUGACUGCCAGAGUGAGAAAGAUGUAAAAUCCGGUGUAUUUUGUUUAACAAAACAAUCUUCAGCUUCAGCUGCUAUUCCUAGUGACACUGACAAAAAGCCUCUUGGAUCCUCUUUCAAACCACCUCUCAAAGCAAAGCCACAAAUCAUGAAAAAACCUCUCAUCCCUGUGUCUACGGUACCAGUGCCUCCCAAUCCGGUGUCAAAAGAUUCUGAUCAUACUUCAUCGGCACCAGAAAGUGCCAGUUAAGCAUGUUCAGUUAGUUUUCUAAUUUGGCAUUCUAAGCAGUCCUUUAUAGUGUGUAUUAUUUAACUAAGUAGGCUAUUCCAAUCAAAUAUAGAUUUUAUUCCAUUUUGCAUGUGUGCACAUAAUGCAUAGAAAUUUCAGUGUUCAACUUUUAUUUUGUAAAAGAAUUUUGAACUAAUUUUUAUCCAUUAGGUUUUGAGACUGAUUUUUUUGUAUAGUGUAUGAGAACUCAUUUCAUAACUUAAUUUGGUUAGAUUUUUUUUACUUCUCUUGUCUUAAAACUUAAUUGAGAAUGUGAAAGCAGGGCAAUAAUGAAGGGGAUGCCUGAUUUGUCUGAGGUGUGUUUAUUCGACUGCACCAAACCUAAGUUAAUAAUGAAGAGCGUUAUUUCGGGCCCCUUUUACAGCAAUGCUUUGUUUUGUUGAAAUGUUGUACUAUUUUUGCAGUUUUGCUGCAUUUUACCUCUGUUUAAAAUGCAAUUAAGUUGUACUUUAACUUUUCUUUGAAUUGUUUUUAUGGAAUCUUUUGAUCAUGAGCUUGCGACAAAUUGUACUAAUGUAGGUCGUUCUAUGCCUCUAUUUUCACAUGUAACAAUUGUGUUGUUUGAAAAUUGUUAAAAAGGUUGGUAGUUUUGAUUACAGAUUCCUUUUAUGUUCAUCUUUGAAUGAUAGGUUUUUCUGAUAUGGUGUGCUACAUGUUGUGAGUUCAGCUGAUUUGGACCAUGGUAAAUCUUCAAAUGUAAACUCUUAAGGAAGAGAAACAGAAUUUAAAUCAGGUGUGAAAAUUAGUUCAUCACCUGUUUUGAGAGAAUUCACUUGAGUUGAUCAUAUGACUUUCCUUGUUAAUAUCUCAGAGUGCAUUUUUGCUAAUGUGCUCAAUGAACAAUAAAUUUGUGAUGAAGGGACCUUAUGCAAACAUUUCUGGCUUUGCAUCCAGUUGGCAUCCAGAGGAGUGAUUCUGCCUCGAUUCUGCCCUCUUUAUGUAUGUUAAUUGUAACAAUGGUUGUAAUGGAAACCUGUUUUGACUUUGUUUUAACAACAAAUCUAAUGUGUACAGAAAAGAUAUGUAUUUAUGGGCUAGAGAAAGGUCAUAAUGGUCCACGUUUUGGAAUGUAUUAUUUUUCUCUGAAUGAAUAUUCCUAAAUUAAUGCGGUCAUAUUGCUUAGAUUAACAUUUUAUUACUUUCACAAGACUGACUUCAUGAUGUAGAAAGUGAGAAUAAUUUUGAUUUGUAUGUAUCGAGUUAAGUAUUUUCAAUGUUGUGAAAGUCACACGUUUUUUGUUGUUGUUUGAAAAAAUAUUAUUGUGAUUGAUACUAGUUUUCAUUUGUGAUUGCAUGUAUACCACUUACUUAUGUAAUGGUUGUAUUGUUCAAACAUAUACUUUCAUGUACAGUACUAAUGCUUAUGAUACCUGGGUUUUCUGAAUGUUAAUGUAGCUUUCAGCUGGUUGAGUACUGGCAUUACUUUGAUACUUUGUCCGUCGUUACUCAAAGUUUUGCUCAUCAUAAACCAAAGAGACGAAGGCAUGUGAUAUCAUCCGUUAUGAAUGUGAAAUUGUUUGUGAAAUUCAGCCCUAAUCAAAUUAUCAAUACAAAUGUGCAAUAGCAAUUUAUUUUACUUUCGACUUAUUUUUUUCAAAUAUUUCAUGCCUCUCUACUUUUAUUAUUGUGAUAUUUGUUGCGUGCAUUUCAGAACCAGCAGAACUGAUAAAACUUGAAUUAUACCAGUUGUUUGCUAGGGUGUUCAAGGCAGACCACUAAAAUGAUCACCAAGCUCAUACAUUCAAGACAGUUCAAUUUGUAUUCCUCUUGAUUUUACUGGCCUGUCCGUCCGGUCGUGGUUCUGUUCAUGGACUAAAUUGAUUGAAUAAAAAAUUGAAAGACUUGUAUACAUGUA
Messenger RNA from Thrips palmi, 6250 nucleotides. RefSeq names its product SLIT-ROBO Rho GTPase-activating protein 1-like. The transcript has 15 exons. Gene Ontology annotation, molecular function: protein binding. The record is from RefSeq and is a predicted model, not a curated record. The coding region runs from base 493 to 4356 and encodes 1287 amino acids. Lineage: Eukaryota; Metazoa; Arthropoda; Insecta; Thysanoptera; Thripidae. Gene Ontology annotation, cellular component: cytoplasm. Gene Ontology annotation, biological process: signal transduction; negative regulation of cell migration.